ACAGCUCUGCAAACGUUAUACUGUUAAAAUACUUUAGUUGCUCGCCGAAUAUUGGAGUGUUGCUGACCAACUAUCUUCAACUAUUCCCGUUACGGUCGGUAUGUACUUCCAAAAAAAGUAAAUAUAAAAAUGUAUUCGGCACAUCCAUUGUAUCACUCAUCCGUGCCACGCACAGGUCGGAAGUCUACAACAGCUCAAUACAUUGGAUGUUCCGAAGAAGCAUUUUUUCAGUUGUUUGUACAUUUUUAUUUUGACAUACCUUGUACAUUUUUAUUUUGACAUACCGGCCGCAACGGGAGUAAAGGAAGAUAAUUGCUCAGCGAAACGCCAUAUUUGGUGAGUAAGGUAGGGUUUUCACUAACAACGAAUUCAUGAGAAGUCCGCCCCCAUUCAUUUUCAACGAGGGCACGCAGAGAAAUGUGCCGGGAAAGGUGAUCCGCAAGAACCCUGCUAUCCGAGCGGUAGAAAAAGUUGACCUCGGCUCUACUUCAUGCAAAUGUUAAGCGAAGUAUUGGAGCGAAGCACUGUCAAGAGAAGGCGCCGCUUCUGAUGUUGUCCCAGGACUUGGCAGCCAGUGGUCGUGCAUCGUGGACCCCUUUAAAUGGUGACGUAUUAAUGCAGGAUCGCGAAUCCAUCGUCCUGCUGUGGAAUAGCGGAACAACUAUCAGGCAAUGGACCUACUUUCAUAAAAGUUCUCUUAACAUAGCCCUGUUUUUUAUAAUUUCUCUAAAUUCUGCAAGAGGAGGUUUUAUGUUACCCACAUUUGUCAGCAAUUCAACUGGACCAUUUCACAACCUCUCAACUAGCUUCAGCCAUGAGGACCCUUGUCGUUGGAAUUGGAGGGAUGACCAAUGGGGGGAAGUCGACCAUGUCCAGUAGUCUGCACCUGCGGAUCCCCAACAGCUGCAUCAUAGCACAGGAUGCUUUCUUCAAGGAUGACUCUGUGAUAGCUGUGGACAGCAAUGGGUUCAAGCAGUAUGAUGUGCUUGAUGCGCUCCACAUGGACAGAAUGAUGAGCAAGAUUGAAUCAUGGCGGAAGGACCCCGGUUCAUUCCUAGCAUCUCAAAGUCUGAGAACACAAUGCUCUGUAGGAGAGGAAGUGUUUGUGCUCAUCGUCGAGGGCUUCUUGAUCUUCAACUACGGGCCCUUGAACGAAUUAAUGGACAAGAGAUACUUCCUUGAAAUUCCUUAUGACGUCUGCAAAGACAGGAGAGGCUCGAGAGUGUAUACACCCCCUGACCUGCCAGGGUACUUUGACGGAUAUGUGUGGCCAAGGUACCUGAAAAACCGGCAAGAGAUGGAAGACAUGGUAUCGGAUAUUGUCUUUUUGGAUGGAUUGAAGUCAAAGGAGGACUUGCUGGAUUAUGUGUAUGGGGAUGUAACCAUGGAAAUACAGAGUCUCAUGGGGAAAGACUAAGCAGUUGGAUUUCUCAAACGGUUGCUGGAAUCUGGAAGAGUAAAAGAGACAAUGUGUUCAGAAACAGAUGUGUUGAAACUUAGACUAAUGUUUACAGUCAUAUGAGAAAGACAGGAGACACACACACACACACACUCACACACAGUGCAGAACAAACUUUCAUGUUAAAUCCAUGUUACUUUUACUCCAGUGAGGUAAAUCUUGUUUACAUAGUUUUUUAACUUAGAAAGUAUUUUUGCAAUCUACAGUACAUUUCUUUUGUUCAAUCUAUAAUGGUUAUGUACAUAGUUAAGGAGUGCAAAGUCUAUAAGCGGUGCAGACUCUUGACUAAAGUUAAUAU
Messenger RNA from Salvelinus fontinalis (brook trout), 1757 nucleotides. RefSeq names its product nicotinamide riboside kinase 1 (gene nmrk1). NCBI's taxonomy places the organism in Eukaryota, Metazoa, Chordata, Actinopteri, Salmoniformes, Salmonidae. The transcript is spliced from 9 exons. The record is from RefSeq and is a predicted model, not a curated record. The coding region runs from base 815 to 1417 and encodes 200 amino acids. Gene Ontology annotation, cellular component: cytoplasm.